AUGGAUUCCAACAACAAAUCUUCCGAUCAAGUAAUUUCAGAAUUGGUUGAAAUGGGUUUUGAGCAUUCCACCAUUCUCGAAGCCAUUAAAGUAGUGGGUCUAUCGAUUCCAAGCGUUGUGGAGCAUAUCUUCAAUAGUAAUACUAGUACCAGUAAAAGCAGUGACCGUGAACCAUCAACUAGUAAUGGGAAUGCUCUCAAAAAACGAACCUUUUCAUCUUCCUUUCAAGUUCCAAAGCCUAGAACAAUCAAUCAGUAUUUUCAAUCCACUGAUAAAGGCAAUGAGAAAAAGAAAAAUGCUAUUGUUGUUGUUGAUGAUGAUGAUGAUGAUGUGGAAGAGUAUAAGGAGGCUUUACCUCGAAUGGGAAUUGAUAUUGAUUGCAGUGUGCCUCGAGAUUUGGAUGUUUCGUCGGAUUGGGAGCAAAGAGCGGGCAUUUUGUUGCAAAAACAUUUUGGUUUUUCAGCCUUGAAAAGUUUUCAGAAGGAAGCUCUCUCUGCUUGGAUUGCUCAUAAAGACUGUCUUGUCCUGGCUGCAACUGGAUCUGGGAAAUCUCUGUGCUUUCAGAUUCCGGCUUUGUUAACUGGGAAAGUGGUGGUUGUGAUUUCGCCUUUAAUAAGCCUAAUGCAUGAUCAAUGCUUAAAGCUAACAAAACAUGGAAUCAGUGCCUGUUUUCUUGGAUCUGGGCAGCCUGAUAAUACUGUUGAAAAGAAAGCAAUGAGAGGCAUGUAUAAUAUAGUGUAUGUUUGCCCAGAGACAGUCCUAAGAUUGAUUCAACCUCUGCAGAAGCUUGCAGAAAGCCGUGGUAUAGCUUUGUUUGCAAUUGAUGAGGUACAUUGUGUUUCCAAAUGGGGUCAUGAUUUCCGUCCUGCUUACAGCCGACUAUCUGCAUUGAGGGAAAAUUUCACUACUGGCAAGCUAAAAUCCCUGAAAUUUGAUAUACCUCUAAUGGCAUUGACAGCUACAGCUACAAAGAGAGUUCAAGAAGACAUUUUAAAAUCUCUACGCAUGUCAAAAGAUACAAAUGUUGUUCUCACAUCAUUUUUUCGACCUAAUUUACGCUUCACGGUAAAGAAUAGUAGAACAUCAUGGGCUUCUUAUGAGAAAGAUUUUCAUGAGCUGAUUAAAGUAUAUGGUGGAAACAAUAAAAAUGGUGGAAAUAAAAAAGCUUUCACCUCAGAUGAUAGAGAUGGUGUUUCCAUUUGCUCUGAUUCUGGUGGAAUGUCUGAUACAGACAGUAUUUCUUCUUAUGAUGUGGACGGCGACCAAGAUGACUAUGAUGAUGAAGAUAUUAAUGCAAUGCACUCACAAAACACCGGCAAUCAUAAGAAAAGAAGAAAAUUGACAGUUGAGUUCCUGGAAAAUGAUGUUGAUGUCUUUCAAUGUGCGGAUGACUUGGAUGUUACAUGUGGCGAAUUUUGUAUGCAACCUCCUCCCAAGCAAUGUGAGUUAUCUGAGACAAUUGACCCACCUAUAAAACCAGAAAAAAGACUCAAAAUGCUUAAGGAGCCUUUGGGACAAGGACCUACAAUUAUAUAUGUACCCACCAGAAAAGAAACAGUGAAAAUUGCUAAGUUUCUAUGCAAAUCUGGCGUGAAGGCUGCUGCUUAUAAUGCUGGGCUGCCGAAGUUGCAUCUAAGAAGGACUCAUAAAGAGUUUCAUGAAAAUACUUUAGAGGUUGUUGUUGCAACAAUAGCAUUUGGAAUGGGAAUUGACAAACCGAAUGUUAGAAGAAUCAUUCACUAUGGUUGGCCGCAGAGUUUGGAAGCCUACUAUCAAGAAGCUGGACGGGCUGGUCGAGAUGGGAAAUUAGCAGAUUGCAUUCUAUAUGCAAACCUAGCAAGGAAGCCAUCACUUUUGCCAAGUCGUAGAAGUGAAGAAAUGAUAAAGCAAGCGCAUAUCAUGUUGUCUGAUUGUUUCAGAUAUGGAAUGAAUAUUUCAUGUUGUCGAGCAAAGACACUUGUAGAAUACUUCGGAGAGGAUUUCAGCCAUCAGAAAUGUCUCUUAUGUGAUGUGUGCACUAAUGGACCACCUCAAAGGAAGAAUCUAAUAGAGGAAGCUUGUAUUUUACUGCAAACUAUAGGGUCCCAUAAUGCACGUAACUAUUCCAUGGAUUCCUCAUAUAAUGAUGAUAUCCAUUUUGAUUCCAAGGAUAGAAGACUAGGAGAGAGGCCAAGUCUUAUGACGUUAGUUAGAAAUAUAAGGGAGCAGUUUCAAAAAUUUGUAACAACUGAUAUAUUAUGGUGGAGAGGCCUUACCCGAAUUUUGGAAGCUAAAGGAUAUAUCAGGGAAGGAGAUAACAAGACCAAUGUUCAGAUAAAAUACCCGGAACUAACAGAACUAGGUUUGGAAUUUGUGAAGUCCAUGACUGAAGAAACUUUCUAUGUUUAUCCUGAGGCAGACAUGUUGCUUGAAACAAAAACUGACAAACCAUUUUCCUCAUUCUCAGAAUGGGGAAAAGGUUGGGCUGAUCCUGAGAUCCGUCGCCAGCGCCUAGAAAGAAUGCAACAUGAUAGAAGUCCAACGAAGCGGCAAAGUCCCGGAAAGCGAAGAAAGAGGAAAGGUAGAAAAGCAAAACCUGAUUUGAGGACUUCUCGAGGUAGACUAACCGCAAAGCUUUCAAAACUUAAGUGA
Messenger RNA from Lathyrus sativus (Indian pea), 2631 nucleotides. Lineage: Eukaryota; Viridiplantae; Streptophyta; Magnoliopsida; Fabales; Fabaceae. The record is from the annotation of a GenBank genome assembly.